AUGAACGAAUGUAUAGAAAAAAGAGAUGUGGAGUCUUUGAAACAAUUCUUCGCUGAGAAAGGUUUAAGAACGGAUGAGGCAUUUGUGGGAAAAGUUGAGAGACAAGUUCGUCAAAGGGCACUAGAUAUUUCAUGUCUGCCUGAUUCAACAUUCGAACAAAGCGCAAAGGAGCAUUUUGUUUUCGUUGUUGAUUUAUGUAAACAAGGAUAUAUUACGAAAUCUCUCUCUGUAACGAUGCUACAAGAUAUAUUUGAAGUUAGUAAAAUUGAAAGAUGUGAGCUUCUCUUCAAUAUUGUCGAGGAGAACAUAUCCCUCUUGAAGCAGCCUCCAUUAGGCGCCUUGUGUCAAACCUCUGUACUCCGCAUGUGUAACGAUUUAUUGAAAAGACUAAGUAGGACAGUUGAUACUUCCUUCUGUGGUAGAAUACUGUUCUUCCUGAGCAGGUUUUUAUCUCUGGCUGAAAAAUCUGGAGUUAAUUUGAUGGGACACUUUAACACUCAAAAUACUACUCAAUUUGAAACGAAUGAAAUUCAAGCAACUGAUCUGAUGCCAACGUUUACUGUCGUUGAAGAAGAACUAGAAAUGGGCGAAAUUAAAGAAUCCAAAGAUUCAGCUGUACCCGUCACUCAAGAUUUGUAUAUAAUGUUCUGGCAACUACAAUCAUAUUUCUCCAAUCCAGUUGAUUGCUACGACAAGCAAAAAUGGAUUAAAUUCCAAAAAAACAUAACUGAAGUACUGACUACGUUUUCGAAUUAUAAGUUGGAAAAAAAUGGCGAUGACGACAAGCAUGGAAAGCAUCAGAACAAGGAGGUGAUACCUGAUGCUGAGAUGUACUUCGCCAAGUAUUUAACAAGCCCUAAGCUGCUACAAUUGCAAUUCAAUGAUUCUCAGUUCAGACGGUAUUUCUUGAUUCAAUGUGUUAUCAUUUUUCAAUAUCUUCUCGCUGAUGUGAAGAUGAAGCAAAGAAUUUUCUUUCUGUCUGAGGAACAGAUUCGUUUUGUUAACGAUAACACGGAGAAGUGCUACCGUUUAAUGAAGGAAACUCAUCCUAAAGGAUCAUCUUUCGUUGAUAGUGUCAAGGCAAUCCUACAACGAGAAAAAGAAUGGUCUGCUUGGAAAAAUGCAGGAUGCUUAGAUAUGGAGACCUUAGUCGAUAAACAGCCAAUGCAGUUGUACAGAAAACGACCUCGAAUUGGGUUUGAUAGUAAUACUAUUGACUUGGGAAGUAAUGAAUUGAAUAAGCUGUGGAACAUAGAGCCGGAUUUGCUGAAAGCGUGUAGUUCGACAAAGAGAAAGUUUACGCCAGAAUUGGAAAAAUUUCUCCGAGAUCCUCUUGAUGAACUGGAUCCUGAACAACAAGUAGAAGAGGAGUACAAAUCUAUCAACAAUCCUUCUUAUGUUUGGAAAGCUUGUCGCUAUCUAUUAUCUGAAAGUUCUCAAUAUUUUAAUUGCACAGCAGGUUCUCCUACUACCAAUAUUAAGGUUUUCCUGGAGAAAACAAUGAUUGACACUGCAAAGAAAAUGACUGCGUUCAAAAACGAGUUAGUUGAAAGAGAGGAACGCGAAGCGAGGAAACUAGCCGAACAGUCAAUGCGUAAAAAAGUUAAAACAGAAGGUUCGUGCUCUCCUGGUCCUGAUCAUGAAAUUUCAAUGGAAACUCGGACGAAACUGGCAGUCUUGUUCAAAGAGAAAACAGAUGAAUUGAUAUCUUGCUUGGAUCCGUCAUUCAAGAAAAAAGAAGAAGAAGAUGUUGGUCAAACCAUUCUUGCUCUUCUCAAUCGCUGGAUUGGCCGUAAUGAAAAUUCCCUUCGAAAACUUAGAAAUGCGUUGUUGAUAGGAGAGCUGUUAACAGCAGAAGUAGUUGAAGCUCUCAAAGCUAAUUGA
Messenger RNA from Auanema sp. JU1783, 1884 nucleotides. The record is from the annotation of a GenBank genome assembly. Lineage: Eukaryota; Metazoa; Nematoda; Chromadorea; Rhabditida; Rhabditidae.